CUAGAACACACCUCCUUUAUAUUUUAAGGGCAUUACUAACUACAUGAACUUACCUCCACAAAGUGACAGUUUAUCAAUAUAAAAACACCACAGCACUAUUUCAAUUUCCAAGUGCCUGUCUAGCAAAUAUUUGCGAAACUAGACUAACCUGAUUAGCCACACACUAUCUAUCGCAUAGGAUACACUUUCUGUUUCACUACCUCACCAAUAAUUCAUAGCUCUAGUCAUUUCUGCUUUAAUGGAUUUAAAGUCUGACUAACCGGUUAUGUGUUAUAUUUUGAUGCAAGCAACAGUACUGUAGCGGUUACACAAGCAAACCGUAAACUCUGCUGAAACAGGCCCAGGAAGUAAACUGUUGCCUACAAUCCGUGUGUUUGUUGUAGUUCAAGAAAAGAGAUUUACGUUGGAGACAAUAACUCGCGUCAUCGUUUACUUUGGGGAUGGCUACCAAUGUUAAUCUGGACCCUAAUAAUCCUGAAGACAAGUGCAGUCGCUAUGAAAUUCUGGCCUGGAUCAAUGGGACUUUACAGACCAAGUUUGGUCAUGUGGAGCAGUCUCGUUCAGGUGCAUGUUAUUGCCAGCUUAUGGACUGCCUAUUCCCAGGGUCCAUCAAUUUGAGCAAAGUGAAGUUUCAGUCCAGCAGUAAGGUUGAUUUCAACAAGAAUUACACUCUCCUACAGGAAGCUUUUGGGAAAGUGGGUGUGAAAAAGUCGAUUCCUGUUGAGGAGCUUGUCAAAGGAAAGUUUAGAGCAAGUUUCACCUUUAUGAAGUGGUUUAAGAAAUUUUUCUUUGCCAAUGAGAAACCGGGGAGUAAGGUGUACAACCCAGUUGAAGCUCGUAAUGGUCAAGAUAUUGCACUGGUAGACUUCCCAAAAUCCUGGAAAUUGGCAAAUAAUUCUGUCAGAGUGAAAAUGGAACCUGACCGAAAUCUGGAAUGGAAUGGUAAAAGCCAGGUUGUGCCUUAUGAUCCUCAGUGGCAGCAAACCAUGCAAUGGGUCCGGCCCAGUCAGCAGGGGGACAAUUACGCUUACUGCACUUUAUGUGACUCCAACAUCAAGCUGCACCUAGGGUUUUUUGAUUUAAAGCGACACCAGCUGACAAAAAAGCAUGAAAAACAUGUGAUGGGAGAGUUGAAUUCAUCUAAGAGAAAGCAGAUUGAAGACUCUGUUUCAUUCAGUGAAACCAUGCUGCUAUUUAUUCAAACUCAAUGCCUCACCAGUUUACCCUCAAGGAUCAAUACUGUCUCCCAACUGACAGCAAGAUAUAUCUUAGGAUUGCAGUAUCCGGAUGACAUUGUUUCUGCUUGCAAGCUGAACCCGUACAGUGUUUACAUGUGUGGGCCGGUGCCACUCGAUGCAGAGAGUGGCGAAAAGACCACCUGCCAUGUGGUUCUUGUGGGUUAUUUUAAUGAAAAGUCAGCAAAGUAUUGCAUCCGUAUCCUUGAUGUUUUCCAGUCCUUGCCUGAAGACUCUGAAUGUUCUGUAUCUGGAUCUUUACUCAACAUCUUGCAAAAGUUUGAACUUCCUGCUAGCAACAUGAUAGCUUUCUAUAUUGAUGGUCAGGAUCAAAACUCUGAGAGCAUUGUCUCUCAGAUUCAGGAGCUCAACCCAAAGGUGCUUUAUCUUGCCGGACUUUACAGUUUACCAGACUUUGUCUGUAACGCUGGUCUAAUGGCGCACUCCAGUCAGGUUCAGGAGCUUCUUAUGAAUAUCUAUGGCCACUACUCAACUUGUUCCACCACGAAUGACAAUCUCAAAAUGCUGUUUGCUGGCAUCGAUGGACUAAAUGAACCCAAUACUUCCCUCGCAAGCAACUGUGCGGAUUUUUGUGUUCUUAUUCAAAGGAUGCUCGGAAUGUGGACAGAUUUGGUGUCCUAUUUUGCUUCCUGUGAUGAGAACAAUGAUAAAGUUAAGCACAUUUGUUCCCUGCUGGAAAACCUUAAAAUCAGAGUCACCUUUUUGUUUCUGGAUCAUGCACUUGGACCUCUCCACGCUUUCAGUCGGCGCCUGCAAAGUUGCGAAGUCUCAUCUCGUGCCGAUCUCGAGCAGAUUCUUCGAGACGCAAGCGGACUGCUACGUUCUUAUGCCUCCAGCUUUCUCCGCCCUCAAGCAGUCAUACGUUACCUAAAGGAACGAGAUGCAGCCAUUAUGGAGAACUCCGCCUUCCACCUCCCUUCUACCGAGCUUAGUCUAGGUGGAGCAGUAGAGGAUUUCAUCUCGGCAGAAGAAGAGAAGCUAGCAGACUCCCUGACUAAAUUUCAUGAUGAGUGUAUAGCGUUCUACAAAACACUAACUACCUCCAUUGCUGAGCGUCUCCCUCUGAGUGAUGGUGUACUCAGGACUAUGUCACAACUACUUAGCCCAGAAGGAAGGCUGAAGGUCACAGGAAAGAGUAUAGUUGACCUUGCUGUACAGUUUGGUGCAAAAUUCGAGGAUUCUGCUAAGCUCACAGAUGAGUUCUUGGAGUACCAACUUGUUGAGGAUGAUGAUGAACUGAAAAGAGCACACAAGUUUGAUGAUAGGCUCCUAGAUACAUCUUCAGCCCUUUCUCUGGAACGAUAUUGGGCUAAUGUCCUAAAGACUUUUGCACCCGCAUCCGUCUUCAGGAGGCUUGUUCUAAGUCUCUUGGCUUUGCCUUGUCCAUCUUUUGAAUUGGAAAAGAUCUUUGCUGAGGCUGUCGUAAAUGGUGAUGCUUGUCAUUGGGAAGAUAGUUCGGCUGAAAGUGUAAUUGAUAUCACAAAAGACCUGGAUUCUAAUGAUGAUGACUCCUUGGAGAUGAUUGAGGUCAGGAUUGGAUCGCCUAUUUUAAAUGGGACGAUGAAUGAAACCGUGGGCAGUGCAUCAGAGAUGGUUCUACACUCAGAGACAGUGAAGCCGUGUGUGGUGCUACUGGAGAAGAUCACUUGUCAGAGAGAAAUGGACUUGAAGAAAGAAGGAGCGGACGAUGAUGUAAUCUGGACUAGUAGCUCAUUUCCAAAGGGCUCUGUUAGGGGAGUAUACGGUUGGGAGACCAGCUUACGGCAGAAACCGCCGGCACGUACGAUCUUUCAGGCUGGUGCGGGCACCUGGACCAAGCCAGUCAACGUUGACAAGGACAGAACGGCCGAGCCGGCGAAGAAUGAAGUUUCAUCUGUGUCAAGUGUUAUAACAUCAAGCCCCAAACAAGGGAAAAGAGUUCAUUCGUACCAGGAUGGCAAGGGUUUUGGUGUUGGAGAGCUGGUGUGGGGGAAAGUAAAGGGCUUUUCCUGGUGGCCUGGGUUAGUGAUGGCAUGGAAGGGCAAGUCACCGCCCGUGUCAGUGAGGCGCGUGGAGUGGUUUGGAGAUGGCAUGUUUUCAGAGAUUCAUACAGAGGGGUUGCUGCCAUUCGCUGCAUUUGCAAAGUGCUUUUGUAGUAAAUCCUAUGUUGGUCUGCCAACUUACAAAGAUGCCAUUUACCAAAUCCUGGAGUUGGCAAAAGAACGCUGUGGAAAGACAUUUCCCACUGUGAAAAAAGAGGAUGAGACAAAAGCCAUGUUGGAUUGGGCAUUUGGAGGAUUCAAGCCAACAGGUCCCGAUGGCUUAAUGCCUGCUGUGGCAGACAGCUCUGCCAGUACUAAAACUGAUUCAUCAGAUUCAUCUGUGGCUGAUUAUCAACCGCCAGCUAAGAGAAAGUAUGUGUAUAAAAACAAACCACAAAGUCAACCAACUCCAAUUCAGGAUUACACCAGAGACCAAAUGGCUCAUGAGGUGAAAGUGAAGGGCAAAAAAAUUGAAGAUUUCUGUCUGUCAUGUGGAACCAGCAACAUUGAAAUUUUCCAUCCGCUCUUUGAGGGUAGCCUUUGUUUUAAGUGCAAGGAGAAUUUUACAGAGACCCUGUUUAGAUAUGACGAUGAUGGCUAUCAGUCAUACUGCACUGUGUGCUGUGCUGGUCUGGAGGUCAUUCUCUGUGGAAAUGCUAGCUGCUGCAGGUGUUUCUGUAAAGAUUGUUUGAAUGUGUUGGUUGGACCCGAAACAUUUGAUAAGUUGAAGGAAGUUGACCCGUGGAGCUGUUACAUUUGUCUGCCCCCCAAAAAAUAUGGCAUUCUGAAGCUUAGACCUGACUGGAGCGUUCGUGUCCAGGAGUUUUUUGCUAAUAACAGUGCAUUUGAAUUUGAGCCACACAGAGUAUAUCCUUCGAUUCCAGCUGAUAGGCGUCGGCCAAUCAGAGUCAUAUCCUUGUUUGAUGGGAUCGCUACAGGAUAUCUGGUUUUGAAAGAACUUGGUUUUAAGGUGGAGCGCUACAUUGCCUCUGAGAUCUGUGAGGACUCCAUCGCCGUUGGGAUGAUCAAGCACGAGGGCAAAAUUGAGUAUGUCAAUGACGUACGGUCCAUCACAAAGAAACAUUUGGCUGAAUGGGGGCCAUUUGACCUCCUGAUUGGUGGAAGCCCCUGUAAUGACCUGUCUAUGGUGAAUCCAGCCAGAAAAGGUCUUUUUGAAGGCACUGGUCGGCUGUUUUUCGAAUACUAUCGCAUGUUGACCAUGAUGCGGCCCAAAGAGGAUGAUGAUCGGCCCUUUUUCUGGCUCUUUGAGAACGUCGUAGCUAUGAGCGCUCACGAUAAGGCGGAUAUCUGCCGCUUUUUGGAGUGUAAUCCUGUGAUGAUUGACGCUGUGAAAGUGAGCCCAGCCCACAGAGCUCGAUACUUCUGGGGCAAUUUACCUGGAAUGAGCCGACCACUUGCUGCUUCGCUCAGUGACAACACUGACCUGCAGAACUGUCUAGAAAUUGGAAGAACUGCAAUGUUUAGUAAAGUUCGCACUAUCACAACAAAGUCCAACUCUAUCAAACAAGGAAAGAUGGGACCUCUGCCUGUGCAGAUGAACGGAAAGGAUGAUUAUCUUUGGUGCACUGAAAUGGAAAGAGUAUUUGGAUUCCCAAAGCAUUACACAGAUGUGAAUAAUAUGGGCCGCGGACAGAGACAGAAAGUUCUUGGGCGGUCCUGGAGUGUGCCUGUGAUCCGACACCUCUUUGCCCCCCUGAAGGAUUACUUUGCUUGCGAGUAAACCCAUUCUCUUUUCCACGAAGGUCCACAUGAGGAGGAAUCUCACUUUUCACCGUUCUCAAAGUAUCUUAGCUAUAUGAAUUUUAAUUUUUUUUUUGUUUCCACAGACUCAGACCUCACAAAAUAUUUUGUCUAUUUUUAAUGUUACAUUUGUUUAAAACGUUUUUAGCCUUAAUGCACAAAGGCUUUUGGAUCCGAUUUUAUACAUCAUGAGUACUGUAGUUUUUAAUACUUUUAAACAGAUUUAUCGCUGAAGAGAGCCACACGAAACUCCACCCACUACCUCAGUGGCAUUCAGUGAUUGGUUCAUUGUCUGGGGAAAUGCCUAUUUAUAAUUUAAUAAGUUAAUAUUGAUUCUAGUUAGUUAGAUCUAGUUAGUAUCUGAAAGACAAGGUUUUAAACUUGUCAACAUUUUAACAUCAGCUCAUGGCCUUAUUUAGGAAUGUCCAAAUUUCUAAUUGUGCAAAAAAUCAUUUUUUUAAUAAUUGAUCCUUUUUUAUUCCAUGGUGCUGUUUUAUAAUGCAGAAUGAUUGUCCAUCAUCACAAAUGUAUGCAAGACCUCCUUGGUUUACUGUUGUUUAGCAUCAUCUCUACACAGUUGUAAUCUACACAGUUUGAUUCCUAGUUAAGCAUUAAAAAAUCUACACCGUACUCUGCCCUAUAAUACAUUUACCUGCGAGUACACCAGGUACUCAAAAGCACAAAAUUUUGUCUGUGCCAUUUUAAUAAAAGCCCUAACUUGUUGGCAUAUAGGACUAUGGUGACUCUACCCUCUAGCUUUACAAAGGGUUUGCAUUUUUCUAAAAUGCUAAUUUUGAUUAUUCUAACAUUAAAUCUUUGUCCUGUUGUGGCUCUGCAGCCUUUUUGCACAACUUAAUGCAAUCUGGUUAAGGGCUUACAUUUUAAAUACAAGCCUACAUGUUAAAAGGCUAUAUUUUUAUGUAGGAAAAAUAGAAACGGAGUUUACCUUGCAUGAUUUUAGAUUACAUUAAAGGGAAAUUUAUUUUGA
Molecule: messenger RNA, 6026 nt
Organism: Paramisgurnus dabryanus
Lineage: Eukaryota; Metazoa; Chordata; Actinopteri; Cypriniformes; Cobitidae
Gene: dnmt3ba
Product: DNA (cytosine-5-)-methyltransferase 3 beta, duplicate a
Biological process (GO): negative regulation of transcription by RNA polymerase II
Cellular component (GO): nucleus
Molecular function (GO): DNA (cytosine-5-)-methyltransferase activity, acting on CpG substrates; protein binding; DNA binding
Source: RefSeq, a predicted model, not a curated record